This is a messenger RNA of Cutaneotrichosporon oleaginosum, 1470 nucleotides long. RefSeq lists its product as uncharacterized. The record is from RefSeq and is a predicted model, not a curated record. Gene Ontology annotation, biological process: regulation of proteasomal protein catabolic process; proteasome-mediated ubiquitin-dependent protein catabolic process; protein deubiquitination. Gene Ontology annotation, molecular function: proteasome binding; cysteine-type deubiquitinase activity. Lineage: Eukaryota; Fungi; Basidiomycota; Tremellomycetes; Trichosporonales; Trichosporonaceae.
AUGCCUCCCACCAGAACACCAGACGCAAUGAAUGUCACAAUCAAGCACGCGGGCAAGUCGUACCCCAUCGAUGUCGAUGUGGCAGCGCCCGCCACUGCUUUCAAGCAGUCAAUCUACGAGGUUACCGGGGUGCCGACUGACCGUAUGAAAGUGAUGGUCAAAGGCAUCCUGAAGGACGACGCGGAUAUGUCCAAGCUGGGUCUCAAGCCUGGCCAGGUCAUCAAUGUCAUCGGCACCGCUGGUCCACUACCCGAGGCGCCGAAGAAGCCGGUUGUAUUCCUUGAGGACAUGGACGACUCCGAGCUUGCCCUCAGCACGCGCACCCCACCAGGCCUUGUGAACAUUGGCAACACCUGUUAUCUCAACUCGACGCUGCAGGCGCUGCGCGCCGUGCCACAACUCCAAACAGCCUUGGAAGGUUUCUCCGCAGGCAGUGGACCGGAGGCCCGGCUCGCUCUUUCAGUCAAGAAUCUAUACUCCGGCAUGACGCAGACGACUGAGCCGGUGACUCCUUUCGCCCUGAUCUCUAAUCUGCGCAUUCUCGCGCCGCAGUUCGCCGAGCAAGAUCAGCGCGGAGGAUUUGCCCAGCAGGACGCGGAUGAGGCGUGGACGCAGGUGGUGUCAGCGCUGCGCUCAUCGCUCCCCGGCCAGAACGGGCAGGGAUCGUGUGUCGACGACUUGAUGUCAAUCGAGCUUACCAAGACGCUCUCGACGCCCGAGGCGCCCGAAGAGGCCCCUUCGACGUCGACAGAAAAGGCGCUUAAGCUCGAGUGUAACAUCUCAAUCAACACAAACUUCUUGAUGUCGGGGAUCAUGGACAGCCUGGACCAGCAGAUUGAGAAGAACAGUCCCUCGUUGGGCCGGUCCGCCACGUACAACCAGAAGACGCGCAUCUCGAGACUCCCCAAUUACCUUGUGGUGCACCUCGUGCGCUUCUACUGGCGUCGCGACAUUCAGAAGAAGGCAAAGAUCAUGCGCAAGGUCAAGUUCCCUCUCCAGCUUGAUGCGCUGGACAUUGCAACGGACGAGCUGCGUGAAAAGCUGGCCCCUGUGAACGCCGAAGUAAAGCAGAUUCUUAAGACGCGGGAUGACCGGGCCAAGAUCGCCAAGCGCGCGAAGGGCAAAAACGCCCCUACGGAAGAGAAGGCGGAGGAGCAGCACCGCGAGGAGGAGCACAAGAAGGUCGCGGAGCUGGUCGAGACGGCUGGCGGAGUCGCGGCCGGCACCAACCCGUCCGGCAUGUACGAGCUGUGUGCGAUGGUUACGCACAAGGGCGCGUCAGCCGACGCGGGACACUACAUUGGUUGGGCGCGCAAGGAGGGUGGAUUCGCGCCUUCCGGAGAGGAGGAGUGGUACAAGUUUGACGACGAUAAGGUGUCGGGCGUGACGGCAGACAAGAUCACGUCCAUGGACGGCGGCGGCGAGGACUCGGUUGCCUACAUUCUUCUGUAUCGGUAUGUCGCGAUCUAG